CAUGGCCCUAUUUAAAAUACUACUUGAAGAACAAUCUUUUCCAGAAGUUAACCAAACAUACCAAAUUACCCAAAUCAGAAGCUGAACCCUAAAAUCAAUGGCUGAAAAAUUGGCCCCUGAGAAACGUCACAGUUUCGUCCAUAAUGGCCAGAAGGUGUUCGAAUGGGACCAAACGCUUGAGGAAUUGAACAUUUACAUAACGCUUCCAGAAAAUGUUCCGAAGAAGCUAUUUUAUUGCAAGAUUGAGUCUAAGCAUUUGGAAGUUGGGAUCAAAGGCAAUCCACCUUACCUUAAUCACGAUCUGAUGAGCCCAGUGAAGACGGAUUGUUCCUUCUGGACUCUAGAGGAUGAUAUACUGCAUGUAACCUUACAGAAGAGGGAUAAAGGUCAGACAUGGUCUUCUCCUAUAUUGGGCCAAGGGCAGUUGGAUCCUUAUGCCAGUGAUCUUGAACAGAAAAGGCUCAUGCUUCAAAGGUUCCAAGAAGAGAAUCCAGGUUUUGACUUCUCACAGGCACAAUUCUCCGGGAAUUGUCCUGAUCCAAAGACCUUCAUGGGGGGAAUUGGCUCAACUUGAUACUCCUCUACUAUCUUGAAAGUUUCAUUGCAACUUUGGACCUAACUAGAUAUGUAUUGUUAUGAUGAGAAGCAGGGUGAUAAGUUUUCCACUGGAAUUGGUAAAUGUAUUAUGAAAUAUUAAUUCUUGGCAACCA
Molecule: messenger RNA, 710 nt
Organism: Solanum dulcamara
Lineage: Eukaryota; Viridiplantae; Streptophyta; Magnoliopsida; Solanales; Solanaceae
Exons: 5
Coding region: 98-574 (158 amino acids)
Biological process (GO): protein folding
Cellular component (GO): cytoplasm
Source: RefSeq, a predicted model, not a curated record